UUUACGCCCCCAUAUUUUUGCAUUGAGAAAUUUGAGAAAUACAACACCGAAUGUAAAUUCCAUUUAACAUGCACACGAUCUUUUGUCAUUAUGAAAUCACGUGCACGUGCAUCCUCCUCUCUCUGGUGGCAGCGUUGCGCGAAUCCUAUUCCUGACCAAUAGGACCGCCCCGUUCUAGUGAGAUUCUACCACUGUCGUCGCACUCGCGGGGAGGGGAUCGCAAGAGUGCGGCUGCGGACACGGGUCGUACGGGUGGACGAACGAGGUUCGAGCCUCGAGGCUGAUCGGGACCGUCGAGUUGGCAAAGGCGGCCGUGGUGUUUGACGAAUCGCGCCGCUCCCGGCGCUCUCAGUGAAGAGGGCAUCGUAAAUCGAGGGAUUCAUGAAGAGCGACUCAAGUUUGAGCAAUGAGUCCACAGAGCCAAAAGAAUAAUUUACCUGAAAAAACCAUGGAAUCCAAUGGAUAUUCUUCCGUUGGCGAGAUUACAGCGAAAGAAGCAAGGAAUCGUUCAUCCCCUUGUGAGUCGAUGGAUUCGAUGCCUUGGUUCGGAAUGGACAUUGGUGGUACACUGUGCAAACUGGUGUAUUUUGAGCCAAAGGACAUUACGAUAGACGAGGCAAACGCCGAAGUGGAAACUUUGAAAAAUAUUCGUCGUUACCUGACGAAGAACUCGGCGUAUGGAAAAACGGGUCAUCGCGAUGCGCAUUUGCAAAUGGACAACGUUCGCAUCAGGGGCAGACGAGGAACGUUACAUUUCAUUAGAUUCCCCACGAGUGAAAUGGGAAACUUUUUGGCACUAGCAAAGUCAAAGGGCAUGGCCAAUCUCGUCACGUCCGUCUGUGCCACGGGUGGUGGUGCCUUCAAGUUUGAGGAGAAUUUCCAAAAGGAAGUAAACAUGAACCUGGCAAAGUUCGACGAAUUGGACAGUUUAAUACGUGGAAUGCUCUACAUAGAGACGACGAAUCCACACGAAUGCUACUAUUGGUCGGAUCCCACCGACGACAACAAAUGCCAAAAAGUGCCGUUCGACUUUUCCGAGCCCUAUCCUUUCUUGCUCGUCAACAUAGGCUCCGGAGUAAGUAUAUUGGCUGUAUACGGACCGGAGAAUUACAAAAGAAUAUCUGGAACGAGUUUAGGUGGUGGUACGUUUCUCGGAUUAUGUUGCCUGCUCACCGGAUGUAACACUUUCGAAGAGGCGAUAGAGCUGGCAACGGGCGGCGACAACACGCGAGUCGACAAAUUGGUCAAGGAUAUAUACGGCGGCGAUUACGGUCCGUUUGGUCUUCCCGGAGAUCUAGUCGCAAGCAGUUUCGGACAAAUGAAUUCCACGGAACGUAGAAACGCCGUCACGAAGGAGGACCUAGCGCGCGCGACGCUCGUUACCAUCACAAACAACAUUGGCUCCAUCGCGCGUAUGUGUGCAGUCAACGAAAAAAUCGAGAGGGUGGUGUUUGUCGGCAACUUUCUCAGGGUGAAUCCUAUAUCGAUGAAACUAUUGGCCUACGCAAUGGAUUAUUGGUCAAAAGGGACGUUGAAGGCACUGUUUUUGGAACACGAGGGUUACUUUGGCGCGGUUGGGUGUCUAUUACAGUUCAACGGUGAAUCCAGCUAAACGCGACACGCGAAACGUCACGACUCGUUCGGAAACAAUCACGCAGCAUUCCAUACGACCAACUCUGCAGAAUUUUCCAA
Messenger RNA from Ooceraea biroi (clonal raider ant), 1692 nucleotides. It is a transcript of the gene fbl, whose product is annotated as pantothenate kinase 3 fbl. Gene Ontology annotation, biological process: coenzyme A biosynthetic process. Gene Ontology annotation, molecular function: pantothenate kinase activity; ATP binding. The record is from RefSeq and is a predicted model, not a curated record. Gene Ontology annotation, cellular component: cytosol; nucleus. NCBI's taxonomy places the organism in Eukaryota, Metazoa, Arthropoda, Insecta, Hymenoptera, Formicidae.